Messenger RNA from Medicago truncatula (barrel medic), 668 nucleotides. Its product is annotated as phytosulfokines 2. Gene Ontology annotation, biological process: cell population proliferation. Gene Ontology annotation, cellular component: extracellular region. Bases 130 to 411 code for a protein of 93 amino acids. NCBI's taxonomy places the organism in Eukaryota, Viridiplantae, Streptophyta, Magnoliopsida, Fabales, Fabaceae. The transcript is spliced from 3 exons. Gene Ontology annotation, molecular function: growth factor activity. The record is from RefSeq and is a predicted model, not a curated record.
UCAAACUCCCCUUUUAAGCAGCUUUAUGCAAAGUUUCAUUUAUUUAUUCCUUCUACCACAUUCUUAUAGUUUAGUUAAAUUCUACCUAAGCUUCUUUUGCUUUGAUUCCUCUCUAACUAGCUAUCUCCAAUGAAGCAUCAAAUUAUCAUACUUUUCUUUGUUAUCAUUCUUUCCUCUUUCUUAGCUUCUCCUCGCCUCAUUGUACCACCAAAUGGUUCAAGACAUGGUGAAAAAAAGGAAUUGAAGAUCAUUGGUAACACUAUAGCUCAAUCAUCCACCGAAGUGAAAGAAGAUAUGGAACAACUAAUGGGAUUAGAGGAGUGUUAUGAAAAGGAUGAAGAAUGCUUAAGCAGAAGGAUGAAUAUGGAGACUCACUUGGAUUACAUCUACACCCAACACCAUAAGCCUUGAAUCAAUUUCACUUUUAGACUUUAGUUCAAAUACAAUGUGUAUUAAUUGAGCAUGGUCAUGGGAUUCCAGUGCUUCCAACUGUGUACUUAUUUGCCUAAAGAAAUACUACGUGCUUGAUUUCAUCAGUAUAUGAAAAGAGUGUUUGAAAUUCUGAAGCUUAUCAUCUUGUAACAGAUAUGAUAAGAUAGAGAUGACUUCAUGAAUGGAAACAUUAAUUGAUAUCUAGUUACAUUUAAUAAUAAUUUUACCCUCCUCAA